This is a messenger RNA of Sorex araneus (European shrew), 990 nucleotides long. RefSeq names its product mas-related G-protein coupled receptor member A6-like. Gene Ontology annotation, molecular function: G protein-coupled receptor activity. Gene Ontology annotation, cellular component: membrane. Gene Ontology annotation, biological process: G protein-coupled receptor signaling pathway. Bases 1 to 990 code for a protein of 329 amino acids. The record is from RefSeq and is a predicted model, not a curated record. Lineage: Eukaryota; Metazoa; Chordata; Mammalia; Eulipotyphla; Soricidae. The transcript has a single exon.
AUGGAUGUAACUGAAGCACCUUGGGAGACUGAAAACAUAUGGCAGGAGUUAAUUGACUUUUUAAGAGAACUUGAGAUGUAUUUGCUGAUCUCAGGCAUUGUGGAAUUCAUCAUUUCCCUGGUGGGGCUGGCAGGAAAUGCUGUGGUGUUCUGGCUCCUGGCUUUCCGCAUGCAGAGGAAUGCUUUCACCGUCUACAUCCUCAACUUGGCAGGAGCUGAUUUUGUCUGUCUAUGCACCCACAUGGUAUCCUCCAUGAUGGAUUUGGUCAAAUAUAUGAAAGUAUUCUCCGAUAACCUGGUAUUACUUUUUUUGGCAGCAUUUCUCACUCCCUAUGUUGCAAGCAUGAGCAUUCUCACUGCCAUUAACACUGAGCGCUGCCUGUCUGUCCUAAAGCCCAUUUGGUAUCAUUGUCACCGCCCAAAACACAUGUCAUCUGUCAUGUGUGCCCUGAUCUGGGUGCUGUCCGUGCUCCUGAGCAUUCUUAGAUUGGAGUUUUGUGGUUUUCUGUCUGGAAAAUAUGAUAAGGAUUUGUGUAGACUAAUUGAUUUCAGCAUUGUCACAUGGCUGAUUUUCUCCUUUGUGCUUCUGUUCGGGUCCAGCCUGGUGCUGCUGACCAGAUUGCUGUGUGGCUCCCAGAAGAUAAAGCUGACCAGGCUGUAUGUGACCAUCGGGAUCACAGUGCUGGUCUUCCUCCUCUUUGGCCUGCCCUGGGGAAUCACUUAUUUUAUCUUAGAAAGGAUGUUAACUGCUCAUUACACGAUCCGCUUUAAAGUACAUGUAGUCCUUAAUGUAUUAACCGCUGUCAACAGCUGUGCUAAUCCCAUCAUUUACUUCUUUGUUGGCUCUUAUAGACACCAGCAAAGACAGCUAAGAAGGAGCCUCAAAGUAAUUCUGCAGAGAGCUUUGCAGGAUGCUCCUGAGGAGGAUGGACGCCAAGGCAGCCCUCCUCAGGAGACCCUGGAGAUGUCAGGAAAUACUCACGUGGCCUAA